Trichobilharzia szidati is the source of this 2863-nucleotide messenger RNA. The record is from the annotation of a GenBank genome assembly. NCBI's taxonomy places the organism in Eukaryota, Metazoa, Platyhelminthes, Trematoda, Strigeidida, Schistosomatidae.
UGCCAGCUGACUUAAUUGUGAUAGGUUAAUCUAAAACAAAUUUAACUUAAAUGUCCUUAUUCAACUAAUUCAUUGGUUAAUCCAUUUUUCUUAAUAAUACGUAAUCGGGCGUGCCAAAUUAUAAACAAAAGUAUACUUUUGUAUAAAUAUCUGACAGCAAAUUUAAAUUUCGUUACUAAAUUAUAUAGGUAUCAUUAUAGAAAGUACAUAAGAGUUAUGGGUAUAGCUUAUGAGUCUUUAUAUGUACCUGUUGCUACUGUGGAAUCAGAAUUUGAUAAGAUCAACGAAAUGCAAGCUGCGGAAGUUCUUUUAUCAUUAGCCAAGGGAACAUGUAAUAACUGGUCAAUAUUUACACAAAAUGUAUCAUCAAUAAAUCAAAAUUCCUACUUUACAACAAAUCAUAAAAAUAUUCUAAAAGAGUCAAGUGUAGCAGAUGAGAUGAAAGUAAAAGCUGAUGAAAAUAAUGAUGAUUGUAAUAAAUCCUCUUAUAUAAGCACAUUGGAUAGAAAUUUACAUCGGAAUUUAAAAUUUAAACUUCAUCGAAUUAAAUCUUCAAGAUCAUCACCUAAUAUUAAAAGAUUAUAUCAAAUACCAGAUGAUAUGAGUACUCCUCACAAUUUGGAAUCAGUUUCUUUUCAAAUGGAUAACAGCAAUAAUAUGAGUUCAAAAACAUCACAGAUUCCUAUGCAAACAUUACGACGAAGUCAAGAAUCUGUCUACAGUCAACCGUCUAUGAGUGAUCUGAAUUCACACUGGUUAAAUAAUAUCCCUUGUUAUGCUUCAAAUCCUAAUGGUUGUAAAUCAUUCCCAACAAUACGAACCAAUGGAAUGGAUGAAUAUUCUUCUAAUGCUACAUCAUCCCCACUUAUGGAUCAAUGUGAUCAACUGACUAUCCACCAAGAAAAUCUAUCCACAUUAACAAUAAAAAUGACAACUGCUCCCGCUGUUUCUGAUCAGCCCAAUACUCGAGUGAACUUUACGCUUGAUGAUGAUUGUGACUUUACAUCGAAUGCACCCUCGAAUCAUGAAGAUAUUAAUAACAAUAACAGUAGUAAUGAUUAUCACAGUUCUGAUCUUUUUAAGCUAAAUGAACAGAAUGUCUUACGUGUUCCUUCAACCAACUCUGAUUUGACGAAUUAUGUCCAUGGAACUAAUACCAUCCGAUCAUGUUAUUCAGAUUCACAACUUCUACGACAAAGUUUAGUUGACUUUUCUCAAGGAACCUUGUCUAAUCAACAAAUACUAAAUAGACGAAUUACAGAAACGAUGACAUCUCAUAAUCUUGACAGUUACUUACCAACUAUUUCUGAACCAUCAAGUGAUUCACGAUAUGUCAACGACGACUCCAACUGUCAGUCAUAUAGUUCAACUGAUCAAACACCUAAUAACACAUCACAUGAUCUAAUGAUGGAUACAAAUCUACAGACUGUAAACUCGAUCACAGCGCCACAGACAAACACAAAUACUACCUCAGUGUUUACCAGCAAUAACAAUAAUAAUAGCAAUAGUAACAACAAUGGUUUAGAAAGAGUUAAAUCUCAUCGAUGCAAUUUUGAUGGUUGUACAAAAGCCUAUUUCAAAAGUUCUCAUUUAAAAGCACAUAUUCGUGUUCAUACAGGCGAAAAACCGUAUAUUUGUGAAUGGAGUCAUUGUAAUCGAAAAUUUGCACGUUCCGAUGAAUUAUCACGUCAUCGUCGAGCGCAUACAGGUGAACGGAAUUUCAUUUGUCAGCGUUGUCCUCGCAGAUUCAGUCGUAGUGAUCAUCUCACGAAGCAUUUAAAACGUCAUAAUUCACCAUUAAAAUAAUCACAUACUCACACACAUAGAAAGAGAAAAGUGCAAACAGAAAUCAAUAUCAUCAUUAUUUUUUGUUUUUUUCUUUUCUAUUAUGCAUCAUCUACCUAUUUGUAUCUGCUGACUUGUGUCGUCUUUCCAAUUCAACUUAUCUUGUACUUUUCUUUUUUUUUCUACACCUGUUUUUUAUUUUUUCUUAUGCCUCAUACUGUGUGUGUUGCGACAAGUCAUUGUAAAAAAUCUCGAAGAGUAUUCAUUGACGCUUAGGUAAACAUUCUGAUCAUUUUGCAUUUGACUACCAGAGUGUACACUAUAUGUGUUCCCCAAUUUUUUUUAAAUUCAAUAAAUCACUUCUUAGAGGACAUCAUUCUUUUUUGUUUCUUCAACAAUUCUUCUCUUUAAUGUGAUAUGCAUAUAUAUAUCAGUGUAGAUUAUGUCACGAGGCAACAUCAACUGAGCACUGGACAGAUGUUUCAUCCUGGCUUGGGACCGCUCAGCGGUUCAGUACUCACAAUAUUACCAAGAAGAGUCCCAAACUAGGAUGUAACAGUUGUCUAAUGCUCCUUGGCUUUUAUUAGUCCCUCUAACUGAUGAUCCUGAUUCGCGACGAAAUCUACCCUGGAACUAAUCCUCUCAUUUGGGGAGGGUGGGGGGUGGAAAGGAAAGAUAAAUAAUGUGAAGAAUGAAACUGUAAUCAGAUUCCUUAUCUUGGCUACUUAUUGAUUUUUGUACAUCGUAUGUUGCUGUCGUUAUUAUAAUUAUUAUUAUCAUCAUCAUCAUUAUUGUUAAUAUUAUUAUUCCUUCUCUUUCUAAUCUAAAAGUACUUUUGCUUUAUUCUUCAAGACACUUUUGAUGAAUUGAUGCACUGACUUUAUUAUUUUUUAUUUUACUUAUGUCUCAUAAUAACUCAUAACUUUGCCUUGGAAUGAUCUUUACUCAAUAAAACUGAUUUCUCAAUUGUCUUACCAUACUGCUUUCACUAUUAUUAUUUUUUGAAAUGAUCUACCAAAGAUUAAGAAGUUAUCAUUGCAGCCAUUGCGUUUUUCGACUAGGUCACAGACAACUUUCA